Messenger RNA from Ceraceosorus bombacis, 631 nucleotides. Lineage: Eukaryota; Fungi; Basidiomycota; Exobasidiomycetes; Ceraceosorales; Ceraceosoraceae. The record is from the annotation of a GenBank genome assembly.
AUGUCGAACGCGGCAUCCCACGAAGAAGCGUCCAAGGCUCACUUGCCUAUCCAAUGGCGCGAUCAAUGCGGCGGGUGAGUUCGGCCAUUCAGGCAUGUGCUUCGAGAAUAAGUGGUGCUUUGGGAUCGGUUCGAGCACCAUCAUCUGACCAUGUAUGCUUCUUUUGCCUAUGCUCGGCUCCAUCAUCGCGAUGCCCCGCCCCCGACACUCAGCUUGCUCAUCUCCCUGAACAAGUGCAGGAGAAAGGAGAGCUACUUGCCCUGGAAGUGCGAGCAUGAAAAGUGAGCAGCUUGGCCUGUGUCAAGAUGGCGAUUUGCGUAGCUCUGGAUAGCCUUUGCACGAGUGGCGUGCGGUUCGCUCCAGCGGCUGGACAGAAGAGGCCGAUGUUCAGCGCGAUCAAAUCACGCGAGUAGCUCGAAGCUUACGUGGUACAACAACCCUUGUCCCACUCUAGGCACACCUACGAGGCAUGCCAAUACGACGAGUGAGUGCUGCACAGCGUCCGUACGGCCUUCUUACUAGCAGCGAUCCAGUUCUUACAUUCUCGCCCUCACGCGCUCGCAGUUUCAUUCGUCGUCAAAAGCUCCUGUCCAAGCAAGUGCUAGCGAAGAGGGACGAAGCUGCCAUCUGA